This is a messenger RNA of Alligator mississippiensis (American alligator), 11591 nucleotides long. It is a transcript of the gene ETV3L, whose product is annotated as ETS variant transcription factor 3 like. Bases 10153 to 11406 code for a protein of 417 amino acids. The transcript is spliced from 10 exons. The record is from RefSeq and is a predicted model, not a curated record. Gene Ontology annotation, cellular component: nucleus. Lineage: Eukaryota; Metazoa; Chordata; Crocodylia; Alligatoridae. Gene Ontology annotation, biological process: regulation of transcription by RNA polymerase II; cell differentiation. Gene Ontology annotation, molecular function: sequence-specific DNA binding; DNA-binding transcription factor activity, RNA polymerase II-specific.
CGUGCGCUCGCUCUGGUUUUUAACUCUCCUCUAGCACCGGCAAGUGGCCCUCGGAGAGGCAGUAAAGUUUGGAUAGCUCCCCACCAGGGCAGCAGUCGCCUCCCUGGCCCAGUUUUGACAAGACAGCCCGCUUCCAGGCAGCCGCCACUGCCAAAGAAGACAGGUUUCCCCACCAAAUCCCCUUUGUAAGCAGCCAGAACGAUCUCGUGCCAGGCUGGCUCCAGGAGAGCGGGAUGCACCUGCAUAUGUUGGAUACAGCAAGGGGAAUCAGCCCAGAGCCCUCUCUGGAGUCUACAGGCUUCAUCCCAGUGGUGUGGGGGUAGAUCGGCCGAGCUCAGGCUGGGCCAUUCAGGGGAGAUGCAAAGAGCAGAAGCCCAGACCCCUGAAGCUGUAGGAUGAUCCCUGUGGGUUUCCCCAGUCCUGACUCCUCACCUGGCGAUGCACGUUUGUACUGGGGUACCUGUUUUCUGCAGAAUUCGUUCUCACGCUGCUUCAUUAGCUGGCUGAGAUGGAGACACCGCAAGGGACCCCAGGGCUGAGCAGGGGACACAGCUGCUGGGGCUAGAGGGAGGCUGCUGGGUUUCAUCAGGGAGUAGCCCCUCUCUUUGCUCUGGGGCUGGGCAGUGAAUGAUCUCUAGGCAUGUCCCCAGCACCCUGCUCCAUGGUCCACGUGGUCCUGUUGGCAUUCGCAGCUCACUGUGGCUGCAGGAGACGGUGUCACCCACAGGGAUGGUGCAGUGACACCAUGGAGACAGGAAGUUUUGCUUCAGGUAGGACUCAGGCCCAGGCUGUGGAAGAUGAUGGGCUCUGGCCACCCGAGAGAGGGCAGGAGCCAGGGCCGGCCAAUGCCCUGGGUCUUGCUGGCAAGUAGGUGCCUUUCUUGUCCAGUGGCCCUGGGUCUCGACAGUGGGCAUAUCUUUGGCCCAAAACUACUAUUGAGGUUUUAAUUACCAGGUGUGUCAUUGUUUCCCUGCAAAACUGAGCUCAGGGCCUGUGCCUUGCUGGGAGCUGAGCAGAGCCCUGUAAGCCGGUGCCUGGCAGGGUGGAGGUGCACCUUCUAGGUUAACUGAAUCAGAGACGUGUAAGCUUGACUCAGGUAAGGAGCUGGCGCGGGCAAAGGAAAAAGGAAGCAUCGAUGGUGAGGGUGCUGGGGCUCUCAAGCGUGAAGGCAGAGUGAAAGCUUCUCCGGUGCACACCCCCCCUGCCCCCGCUCACCGCAAUCGAUGCCGCCCGGCAGGGAGCAGAGCCAGCAUCCCCGCUAUUAAUUUAGAAACCUCCCUGGGGAGGGGAAACUUUACCCGGCCCUCGUUAGUCUGCACAAACACCCCCUCCCUCCCCUUGAGACGAAGACAGGGACAGCCCUGCCUGGCGAGACACCAGGCAAUGGGGAGCGGCCGCGGUAGGACAGCGCAUCCGGCUCCCACCGGUGCAUGGAGCUCACAGGGAUGCAGAGGGUGUGGGGAUCUGAGGCCCUGCCACAGGUUCUUGGCAUGACCAUGGGCAUGUCCCUUAGCCCCUGUACUAGAAAGGCUGCCUCGCAGGCACUGGUAUGGCUCCCACCUGCAUCCUGUCCCAUUUUUCUGCUUUCCCAGGACAAGGCUAAGGCUGCGGUGUCCAAAACCGCUUGGACCAGGCACAUUUCUAGACCCUCUGCUCUCUCCCAGUCCUGGAGGGCUUCUGGAGUGGAAACCUGAGUCAGGCUUGGCCUGGCUCCUCAACCCGGGGUGGCUUUGCCCCUGCCUCUCUCCCCUCUGGGUUCCUAAUCUCUCCCUCCAUCCUGUCAUCCAUCCUUCCUGCAGGGCCUUUGCUCUGUCCUGGGUGUUACGGAGGGGCCUGCUGUGUGCAGGGACAGUCCAAGCCCAGCCCAUUUCAUCCGACUCAAGCCUCUUGCUUCACCUGGUUUUAUACCUGAUAAUUAAAACCUCCUCCAGCCCAGUCCCUGCCUGAGGGGCCGUUGUUCUCAGUCGGCCCGGGCAUGGGAUACGGGGCUGGAGGACGAUCGUGGGCCUGAUUUUCAGGAGCAGCACGAAGGAGACCUGGGACCAGAGCACCCACCAGGGGCUGCUGUAACUGCGCCAGCCAGGACCCUAGUGUAGACACCACUCUGCCAUAAACUGAGAUGUUCUUCCAGAAGCAGCAGCUCAGCUGUGUCCACGUGGGGGUGGCCGCACUGGCAUCUCACACGGCCGUGCUGGUAGCAUCUUGUGCUAGAGGCAAAGGUGUUGGAUUAGCAAGGAUGUGAGGGGCACGGGCUGCAGUUGUCUGUGCAUGGAGAGCCCACAGUCCCGGGGGCAGGGUCCAGUGGGACAUUGGAGUGCAGGGGCGAGAGGCCGGGGUGCUGAGGAGGAGCCGGCAGAGUGUCGGGGCGACGAGAUGAGCCGGGGGCGGGUGCGGAGGGGGGUGCAGAAAUGUGAGCGAAAUGGGUUUAUUACUGGGAGUCUGUUUGCCGCGAUUGUUAUCGAUCCGCAGCUGUCACCUCUCAUUGCCGCUAAUGGGACGUGAAGAGGCCCCUGUAACCGGAGCGAGCCGCGCGCUUCGCCUGCCGCCCACGGCCGGGCCCGCGCCCUCCUCUCCUGGGCCAUUGUCUCCUCCCUGCGCCCCGCGCCCUCCGUCUCUCAUCUUCAUGCCUGCCUCUUUCCUCCUUCCCCCUUUCCUCUCCGCUCUCCCUCUUUCUCCCUUUUUCCCUUCUUUGCGCUCCUCUCCUGUCUCUCUGGCCCCAUUCCCCCACUCUGCUCCUGGGUGUUGAUGGGGGUGGACACUGGAGGAGGGGAGUUAGGAACAGAACGAGCUUUCAAUUUGGCAGGUGAUGCCGUUAAUAGUCCUCUGUCAGCUCCGCUUUCCCCGCACAACCCGCCUGAUGGAGUGUGGCUGCGUUGCCGCCUCUCGUGCCUCCGUUUUCCUUCCCGGCCUUCUCUUAUUAUUAUUUUAAUUUGCCAUUGCACCAACAGGGAGGGGCUAGGGGGAACCUGGGGGGUGGAAUUAACCCACGAGAAAUGACAUAUCGAUCCCCGCACGGCCCGGCGCACCGAGAUGCCUGCUUGCGUCCCCCCAGCCGCGGCUGGGCUGGGGGGGAACCGUGGUGUGUUAGUAUGCGCUGGCCGCCCCGGCCUUCCCCGGCACUGAUUGCAAUUAGGAGCUGGGUACGGAGCGUCCUCACUUCUCUGCUGCCUGGCCGCGAUGCUUCCUGGCUGCCCGAGCUGGGAUGGGAGCUGGGUUCGAAGGCCCUGGGCAGUCAGGCUGGAGGGUGAGGAGCAGCUGGAGGUUCAGCAGGUCAGGAGCAAAGGGGUCCCGACCUGCUGUGUGUCAUAGAUUCAUAGACGUCAGGAUCGGAAAGGACCUCAGUAGGUCUUUGAGUCCGACCCCCUGCCCUGGGCAGGAAAGACCACUGGGGUCAGAUGACCCCAGCUAUGUGCUUGUCCAGUCUCCUCUUGAAGCCCCUCAGGGUAGGGGAGAGCACCACCUCCCAUGGAAGCCCAUUCCAGAUUCUGGUAACCCUUACCAUAAAGAAGUUCUUUCUAAUGUCCAACCUUAAUCUGCUGUCCGUCAAUUUGUGGCCCUUGUUCCUAGUUACUCCAGGGGGUGCCCGAAUAAAUAGAGCAUCUCCUAUUCCCUGCCACCUGAUGAAUUUAUGGGCAGCCACAAGAUCACCUCUCAGCCUUCUCUUGCGAAGGCUGGAGAGAUCCAGGUCCCUCAGUCUCUCCUCGUAGGGCCUUGCUGGCAGGCCUCUGACCUUACAAGUGGCCUCCUCUGAACCCUCUCAUGGUUCUCCGCAUCCCUCUUAAAGUGCGGUGCCCAAAACUGGAUGCAGUGCUGCAACUGCUGCCUGACCAGUGCUGCAUAGAGGGAAAGCAUCACCUCCCCGGACCUGUUCAUCAUGCAUCUGCUAAUGCAUAAAGUGCGGUUAGCCUUGUUGAUCACUUCGUCACAUUGACGACUCACGUUCAUCUUGGAGACAACUAUGACUCCAAGAUCCCUUUCUGCUGCUGUGCUGCUGAGAAGGUCCUCCCCCAGCCUGUAAGUGUGCUGGUGGCUCUUUUUGCUCAGGUGCAGCACUUCGCACUUGUCUUUGUUGAACUGCAUCCUAUUUGGUUCUGCCUAUUUUUCCAACCUGUCCAGAUCUGCCUGGAUCCAUUCCCUACUCUCUGGUGUGUUAACUUUGCCCCGUAAUUUGGUAUAAUCUGCAAACUUGGACAGGGUGCUCUCCACGCCCUCAUCCAAGUCACUGAUGAAGACAUUGAACAGCACCGGUCCAAGGACCGAGCCUUGGGGGACCCCACUGCCCACAUCUUUCCAGGUUGAUAUCAACCUGUUCACCACCACUCUCUGGGUCCAACCUCUAAGCCAAUUUGCCACCCACCGGACUAUGUAAUCAUCUGCAUCACAGCCUGCCAGCUUAUUCACGAGAACAGAAUGCGAUACCGUAUCAAAGGCCAUCUUAAAGUCUAGGUAGAUGACAUCUACCUCGGCUCCUGUGUCGUGUCAGCCUGGGGCCAUGGUUGCAGGGGUCUGGAACCAGGACCUAUUUCCUUCUUUAAGGAGGGUGUAAUCAACACCAAAGACAGGAAGGAGCUGGCGCCAGGCAGCAGGACUCCUGACUUCCAUGCCCAGCUCUGGGGUGGGGUAUGCCUUGGUCUCUAGCCACAGGCCCGGAUUUAUUCUCCCACCACGCGCUGCCAGCUGCAGGGCAAAGAACCAGGGCUGCGGCUCCGUAGGCUGAGAGCCAUGUGAGAGCAAGAUCAGGGCCGGCAAGGAGUGAGCUGGCAGCUUGUGUGGGGCUCACACAAUAGGUGCCCUGCCCAUCACCUGCAGGGAGGGUCCAGACUCCUGGGUUCCCUCCCAGACUUGAAGCCACUUGCUCCCCUGAAUGCUCCUGAGAUCCGGGAAGGGCGCCGAGGUCUGCGACUGGGCGGCACGGGUCUAGAUUGCCUGGUCCUAUUAGUCACACCUUCCCCUCCAUGAGCUGAGCCACCCCUUGGCCUCACCAGGGAGAUUCGAGUCUGGGCAGAUCCAGAAUCAGACGGAGGAUUAAUUCCAGCAUUGAGGCCACACGCACGCACGUACAGCAGCCAGCAGCAUGGGCACAGCCCCAGGGUCCUGGAUUGCAGAGGAGAGACUCCAAACUCUGCCUGGUGUGUGUUUGUCUCCGUGCUGGGCUCGAUCUGCACAGGGGAGUGUCCCCGUGCAUCGGGAGCCUGCGAACGGGCCCAGCCCUGAUGGCACUGGCGAAGCAUCCCAGGGAGCCCAGGGGAGGACAAACAAAUCUGCCCGCAGGUUGGCAGAACUGGUUGGGGCAGUCCUGGCAAAGGGCUCUUGCCCGUGCUAGAGGCUUCUCUGCUGCUGGGGGGAAAAAAAAUUCCCCCACUGAGCUGUACCAGCAAAGCCACAUAAGACCAGGCUUGUGACUGGGAGAGCGAGAUGGCAGCACUUAGACUCCAACUAGCUGGAAACCAUAGAAGCUGGGGUGGGACAGGGCUGUGCAUGGGGUGCCGGGGUCCUGGGUGCUUCUCCAGCAGCAGAAGCCCAUGGUGCUGAUACGCAAGCGUUGCUGGCUCGAGUUCGUCUGUGUCUGUGACACACUUGCUGUGUGUGCACAUUGGUGGAGCCCACCAGAGAUGUUGCAUCAGUGCGGUUGUGUAGCUGUGAAGGUGUGAGAUGCACCUGCAACUGCAUUGGGCAGCUCCAUGAGGGUCCCACGUGUGCCGUGUCCAUGGCUAGGCAUCGAUAUUACACAUAAACCGGUAUUAGUACUCGGAAACCAGUUCAAAUCUGUAACAGAAAUUCAGUGCAUAUAAACCACUCUCAAAAUGGCCAAAACUGGUUUAAGAUAAACCUGGAUGGAUGCAGCAGACUUAGCUGAUUUAGGUUAAAUAGGUUUAUUGAACUUCUGUCCUAGGUCCUCGAGUGCGGCUGUGCAUGCGUAUAGGUCGGCAGCGUCUGGACCCGGAGCAACGCUAUGGGGGGGCGGCAUGUCUGUCUGGGUCAUGAUGGAGCCUGAUCUUGAGGGCUAGAGUUGUCCUGGGCUCAGACCAAUCCCAACAGGACCAAGUCCGGGGGUAAAGACCGAGCAGCCCAGCAGCACGGAGGAUGGUGGAAGUCAGCAGCCUGGGAGAGGAGCCAUCUUCCCUGCAUUGACCUCCAGGGUUGCUGGCAGGAGGAGCUGGGUGGCUGGUGGCUGGGGCUGACAUGUGCCCACCGGCCCAUGUAUCCCCACGCCCGCAGGCCUGCCAGCACAUCUCACCUCACCAACUCCCAUGCGUUGAAAAUUCAGGCUGCAGCCAAAAUAUCUUGAGCAGUCUCCGCGACCUUCACUCAGCACCACACAGGCUGGAGCAGCUGGGAGCCCGAUGGGGCUGGGACAGCUGAGCUUGCUCUCAAUUUUUUUUUUUUUAGUGGCUUGUCCAAAUAUUGACAUUUCUUGGAAGGCUGGAAAAAACGGGUGGUAACAGCAAUGGAGAAAAAUCCCUCGGUCUGUUCCCCAGUUUGUGAACUGGGUCUAGUCUGUCUGUCUGUCUGGCUUGCUGGGCCAGGAUCCCACCCCCGGCCAGGGCCGAGGCCCCAGAGGCAGGGUCAGACUCUAACUGCCAUGCUGUGCUGCGGGACCCCUUAGUGCUCUGGGAGCCCCUAUCCCCCCCCCGCCCAAGGUCUCAGGCCUGACCCUCUGGCAACUUUGCACUGCCCGAGUCUAUCGGCCUUUGCACAGAGCUGGGGUCAUGUCCCCCGGCUUGGACAGGGAGCCGGCAUGAAGCUGGGAUGGCACAGAUGCUGUCCUCUUUGGGACACAGAGUGGGACACGGGUUCACAGAUGCCCUCCAUGAGUCCCAGGUUCCCCCACCCCUGAGAGCCCUUUGCCUCCAGCUGCAGUCAGGCCACACUCACAUAUCCCUGGUCAUUCAGUGUAAAUGUCUGGUUGUGGGCCCUGCCUCGCAGCCACGGGGCAGUCCAGUCCACCCUCCGUGCUGACCUGGCCGUGGAUGUGACUUCUUGACUGCCCAGCUGGAGACUGAUUAACUCUUUUGGUGCCAGCAGGCCUAGGCUGUACACAUCAGGAGCAUUUGUCACGAGAGGUUGCAGUGGGUUCCCUCUUGACCCUUGCACGCAUGUAUACGCACACAUGUGAAUGCAUACACACACACACAUGCACGCACACACUCAGAUCUACACUGCAUAUAUAAACAUGAUCAUACACUGAUAUACAUGCAUGUACACACAUGCUCAUGUGCAGAUGCACAAAAGCAUACGCAGAUGCACAAGCACAUAUGUUGAUGCGCACAUGCAUGUACACACAUGCAGCUACACACACAUGCACAUAUACCCACACACAUGCACACACACGCUAUUUCUCUGUCCAGUCUUGUCCCAACUUGAGGCUGGCUCACCCCAGGAGAGAGUCUCAGAUAACUCUUCCUGGAAUGACAAGAAUCCCGCGUGCGAAGGCUCCUAUUGCAAGCAGGCGUCACCCGGGAACAACACGGGCACUUCAUGUUCUCACCCUCCCUGGCGCCUCCUCGGCUUUCCAGGGUAGCCAGGCCCUAGCGGGCUCCUAGGGGUCUGCUGCUAGCCUGAGGGAGCAGGCACUUUGCUCCAAGUCUGAAGUCCAAGGGCUUGGUCCUGAGCCUGGUAAGUUGUUGGUGAGCUCAGGCCAAGGGACUGGAUCCAGCGGCAUCUUUAAUUCAACCAGCCAAGGCUGAUGCAAUGGGAAGGGGAUACGGGCUCAGGGGCAAGGGUGGGAAGGGGGGGUUGCGGGUUUGCACAUGUGUGUGGGUUUCAGAGAUCAAACCUAGACACGACACAUGGAUACACGGUGCCCUUUCCUUGUGCCCACGUGUGCAACCUGCUUCUGCAUGCCUUUGCACACUGUAGCUCACUCAAAUCCUCUCCCGUGCACUUCGCUGGUCAUUUGGGCAGCUGUCCCCACCCGACCAUGCACGCACACACAUUUCCACAUCUUCUCCACACACUCAGAUCUCUGAAACACGCAUGCACACCCAGAUCUCUGAAACAUGCACACACAAACAGAUAUCUGAAACACGCACGCACAUGCACACUCAGAUCUCUGAAACAUGCAUGCUCAGAUCUGAAAUGCACGUGCACACACACUCAGAUCUCUGAAACAUGCAUACAUCUGAAACACAUACAUCCUCAGAUCUCUGAACCUCACUCACACACACACACACACACACAAACACACAUCUCUGAAGCAUACACACAUGCUUGCACACACACACAUCUCUGAAUCUUUGCAACAUGCACACAUACCCAGAUCUCUGACACACAUGCACGCACCCCUUUCCCGUCCCUUAGCCCUGUGCCGUUAUUCCCUUCCCAUCACAUUAGCCUUGGUUGACUGAACCACAAAAUGACUCCUGAAGUUCGCUCCCCUCCACUUCAGUCCCCAUCUCAAUCAACUCCCAGGUCUGUGGGUGAGAGGUCACAGACACAGGAGGGGUCCUGCAUGUUCCUGGCUGAAGCAGCCCCACACCUGGUGUCGGUGUAGAGACUGCAUCCGUUGCUCGCUCUCCUCCACAGCGGAAGGGAAAGGAGCAGCAGAUCAGACGAGGCAACCCUGGCGUGAGGUGGGCUGCAAAGCAAAUAGGUGGGUGAGCAUCAGGUGACACUAGCCCAGCAUCCCAGCCCCUGGGAAGGAAGCACGUGCAUGUGGUGUAAUCCCCUAGAGGGAGGCAUGUCCUGGGCUGUCCUGUAGGCAAACAUGGGUCAUCCGGCUCCAGGCUUUCAGCCUGGCAGCAGGUGCUUUUGCAGCCUGGCUCUGCUGUCCCCACUUGUAGCUGAGCCUCACUGUGGGCAGGAGCUGUGCAGAUCCCUGAGCAGUCAGCACCUUGCACUACACAGCUCUUGAGAGGCCAAGGGGCGACCGGUGAGCUAGGCAGAGAUGCCAGCCGGUUGCCCUGUGCAUCCUAAGCAAACCCGGUCGCCCUCCUCCACGCGCUACAUUGCAGAGAGGCCGUGAACCACGCUUCCCAGCCCCUCUAUGGCCACUCUGCUGCUGAGCUGAGAACAAGCACUCGCUGCACGCAGGAGCCAUGUCGGGUUGGACGCGCCCCUAAGCCGCCUGGUCCCUCGGGCGUGAGCCAGCUGGGAGCCCUGGCACGGGGCCACCCGCGUCGCUGGGGAUCGUGCUGUGGUAACCAGGUGCUCCCUGGCCCCGGGGCUCCUUUGCGAGCUUCGGGAGCGCCUGCACCAGCCCCCGCCUAGAAGCCUGGGCGAGGGCCUGACGUCAGUGGGACACACCAUGGCCGGGGUCUUGCAGCAACAUGCUCUUUCCCGGGGCUGUGAAUCAGCCGUGCAGGGGGGCCUCGCCUCGUGCUCCCCCAGUGACUUUGGUGUCGGUGCGUCCCUACCCCUCGGGCACUCGACCCCAGUCUGUUGGCUGUCCAGAGGCCGAUCUCAGUCUCGGUAGCUCCAUUGAUGGGACCUUGCAGUUCUGGCCUGCACUGUCUCUUAGGUCACCCUGUCUCCAGCCCCUUGCCCCAGAUUCACAGCUCCGCAGGUCCCAAGCUGCUGCACUGCUGGAGUGUGAAUGUGGCCAGUCCAGCCCAGCCUGCCCCUGUCUUCUCUCUGUCCCUCCCUCCAUGCGGGCUUCUGUCUGCCUGGUCCCCAGUGGUGUUCAUCACGAGUUCCCCACACUAUCGGUGCCGGGGCUGGCAUCAUAGUCAGCCCCACUGAUCCUGGGGCUGUGCUGCAAAUGAUCCCUGCUAGGUUGCCGCAGCCUAGUCAGGCCACAUAGGCAAAGGGACGUUGUUCCCCAUGGAUAAGUGGGAACCGAAGGCUGGAGCAACUUGCUCAGAGCGACACGUGGCAACGCAGCACGUCUACCCCCCGCCACUUGGCAGCCCUGGGAUGAGCUCCCCACCACGCUAGCCUGCGAUGAGGUGACCCAUGCAGGUGGCUGCAGCAAGAAGUAGUUGGAAGAGCCGGCCCUGAGGACCAACAUCCCAGCCGGGGCUGGGAAGAGCGCAGGUGGAAGUGAAAGCCGCGGCGUGCCGAGCCCCCUGGGAGCACCGAGGACUGGGCUUUCAUUCUAAGUAACCCCAACGCAGCAUGUGAUGAAAUGCACGGGGCCGGCGUGACAGGCAGAGCGCACGGGCCAGCGACGCCGGCCAGGACAGCUGCAGGUGCCUCUGCAAGGUUGGCGAGAUGCAGUGUAGCUGUGUAGCCGAGGGUGUGCCAGCAGUUCCCAGCUCCUACUGGAUCUCAGGGCUGGCGUUCCCUGACUGGGCCUACAAGGCAGAGUCCAGCCCUGGCUCCCGCCAGAUCCAGCUGUGGCAUUUCAUCCUGGAGCUGCUGCAGAAGGAGGAGUUCCGGCAUGUCAUCGCCUGGCAGCAGGGCGAGUAUGGCGAGUUCGUGAUCAAGGACCCCGACGAGGUGGCACGGCUGUGGGGCCGGAGGAAAUGCAAGCCCCAGAUGAACUAUGACAAGCUGAGCCGGGCACUCAGGUAUUAUUACAACAAGCGGAUCCUGCACAAGACCAAAGGCAAGCGCUUCACCUACAAGUUCAACUUCAGCAAGCUCAUCUUUGUCAACUACCCGCUGUGGGACCUGCGCUGCCCCGCACCCCCACUGCUGCUGGGAGCUGCCAGUAUGUGCCGCCCCGCCAUGGUCUCCACUGGGCUGCAGAGCGAGUUCCUACAGAACGUGCUCUUCACUCGCCGGGCACUGGCUGACCAGCUGGCCUGCCACCGUGGCCUGCAGGAGCCAUUGGGCGCAGACGGCACGGGGGACAAGAAAGCUGUGGCCGGGGGAGCUCGCUUUGGCUCCAUCCCUUCACCCUGCUUCUUUGGCUCCUACUGCAGCCCAGGGGUGCAGGAUGAGUUCCCCCACCUGGCUGCCUUCCCGCCCCCCAGGCUCACCCCUAACGGCAGCCGCCAGCUCUGCUCGCCCAGCCACUGCCCUGUGCCCAGCCCGCCCGAGUGGCCACGCUUCUCUGGCCACAUCUUCCCCCACGGCCAGGCGGUGCUGCCCCUGCCAGAGCACGCCCAGCCCCAUGGUCCCUUGGGGUUCCCCAAAUCAGAUGCCCUCUUGUUGGGGGUCAGCUUCCUGCCCCCUCGGCUGCAGGGGCAAGCCUUCCCUGGGCACCCACUGGGCACCGUGCAGGGGGCUGCAGAGAGGCUGCAGUUCCUGCUGGACGUGUCCCCACCUGAAGAGGAGGAGAGGGAGGAUGAGGAAGGCCAGCACCGGGCUCCUUCUGCAGAGCACAGCCAGGAGGUGAAGCCUGAGGUGGAGCUGGAGCUGGAGGGCACGGCUCUGGGCAAAGACACAAUCUUCCUGGGCCCUGGAGGGGAGGGUGAUAGUCCGUGUUACCCCUCCGAGCUGAGAGCCUCUGCCGGAGCUGCCCCCCGCCUCCCCUGCCUGUCUGGCUUUAAGGCCGCCUGGCCCUUGGACCCCACCUAAAAGCAACUCCCCGGUGCCGUGUCCCCCUGCCAUUUUGCCCCUUCCUCCUGCCUGGCGAUGCCCGAGCCUAGCCCCAUGCCGCAUCUGCCUGUGAAGCGUGCACAGCUUGUCUCGUCUCAUCCUGCCCCGUCUGUGUAAAGGAUGAACCGGGCCAUGAGAAUAAACCCAGUUUACAGACAACCGUC